AUGCGCUCUCCCGCAUUUCCCCCACGCCGGCCCUCCGCCAUUGUGCGAUACCUUGUGCCCGCUAUAAUAAUCAUCACCCUCUUCUACUACUUCAGCGGGCCCCAACAACCACAACCACCCUCCAUACCUCCUACAACAUGGGUAGCGCCGCCUAAUUCUCUCCCGCAACAAGCCUCGGGCCAGCUUAGCCACGAGAGCCCUGCCGGCAAGUCCCCCGACCAGCCUUCCGACUCGGGCGCGAAACAGCACCACGAUUCCAGCCAGGGCAGGCCACAGGCUGCCCAAGAACCAAUAGUAGAGACAAAACCAAAAGAGGAGGAGACGCUGCAGCUGGACCAUGGCAAGAACCCAGGAUCGGGAGGAGGCAGCGGCAGCAGCUCCGGAUCACAAUCCUCCGGCAAAGGCGCCCACCCCAUCGAUCGACUCAUCGAUCUGGCCGACAAGCAAUUCGCCGACCAGUUGACCCAAGAAUCGCACACCCUCUCCGAAGCCGCCGCUGCCUACCGCCAGCGCCGCGGCCGACACCCUCCACCUGGCUUCGAUCAAUGGUAUGCUUUCGCAAAGGAGCAAAAUGCAGUCAUGGUUGAGGCCUUCUGGGACCAGAUCUACCACGAUCUGGAGCCCUUCUGGGCACUCCCUGCCCAGGAGAUCCGCAGGGGCGCCUGGGACUACGAAAUGACCAUCAAUGUCAGAGACGGCAAUGCAUCAGCCAAAAGCGACUGGUUCUGGACCCAGAUCUGGUUGAACCUCAUCAAAACGAUCGAGCACCUGCUGCCAGAUAUGGAUAUUGCACUCAACGCGAUGGACGAACCUCGAUUGGUGGUGCCCUGGGAGGACAUAAAUGCACACAUGAACAAGGCAAGCGCGUCGAGGAGCAUGGUGCCGGCCAAAGAUGCCAUCAACGAGUUUGAGCACCUCAAGGCACCCGGUGAAGGGCCCGAUCGCUUGGUCCCGUUGCCUGAGAAGAACUGGGAGGGAACGAAACCCUACUGGAACAUCGUCCAGCGCGGCUGCGCACCCGACAGCGCUGCCCGGAAAGCAGAGAUGAUGUCCGACUUUGACCACGCACCGACUUUCAAUCCUGCCUUCGCAGAGCCUCACAUGUAUCAGGGAUACGUUUCGAACUACACCAUGUCCACCCAGGUCUGUCACCAGCCCGACCUCCAGGGCCUCAAUGGCAUAUUCAUCGAGCCCUUGACCGUGUCCGCAACCAAGACGCUGUUCCCCAUGUUUGGCGGUUCCAAGCUCGCGGUGAACAACGAGAUCCUCCUGCCCGCGCCCAUGUACUGGAAUGAAGAAGAGAGAUUUACCGGCGGCAACCAGCACGGUGUGGACUGGCCACAGAAGACAAACGGAGUCAUCUGGCGAGGUGUUGCGACAGGUGGUCGCAAUCGAGAGAACAAUUGGCGCGCAUUCCAACGACACCGGUUCGUGGCCAUGAAUAACGGCACAAAGAUCGGCAGAGCCGAGGAUUGGACCGAGCUACCGGUUAAUUUUGAGCUACCUUCUGCGAAAUAUGGCCUGACGGCCCAGAAAGCGACGACGCCCGGCUCCACACGGACCAAGCUCGGCCCCUGGGUGGACGAGUGGGCGGAUGUGGCAUUCGUGGAUCUGAUGUGCGUGGAGGAAGAAGAGGGCGGGCAGUGCAAAUACACGUCGCCCUAUUUUGAGGUGCAGCAGGGUGUGACCCUGGCGGAGCAGUUCAACUGGAAAUACCUUCCCGACAUCGACGGCAACUCCUUCAGUGGUCGAUACCUGGGCUUCCUCCGAUCGACUAGUCUCCCGGUCAAGGCGACGGUGUGGCGAGAGUGGCAUGACAGCCGGCUGAUAGCAUGGAAGCACUUCGUGCCCAUGGACAACCGGUUCUCGGACUGGUUCGGCAUUAUGGAGUACUUCCUUGGGUACAAAGACAGCGACAAGGAGGUGAAGGGCCAUGACGAGCAGGCUGCCAAGAUUGCCGCCGCGGGCAAAGAAUGGGCCGAACGUGUCCUGCGAAAGGAGGACAUGCAGAUUUACGUGCUACGGCUCUUGCUGGAAUACGCGCGGAUUAGCGAUGAGAGACGAGAGAAGAUGGGAUGGGUGGGAGACCUGGUCGAUACCUCCAAAGCUGACAGCUGA
Diaporthe amygdali is the source of this 2118-nucleotide messenger RNA. RefSeq lists its product as uncharacterized. The transcript is spliced from 2 exons. Lineage: Eukaryota; Fungi; Ascomycota; Sordariomycetes; Diaporthales; Diaporthaceae. The record is from RefSeq and is a predicted model, not a curated record. Bases 1 to 2118 code for a protein of 705 amino acids.